UGGGGUUUUAAAUCUAAACUUAUCUAUAAGUAGUUAGCAUAAGCCAGGGAAAACCCUAGGCAAGAAUCCGCAGCAUAGCCGAGCAGCCGCAAGCUUGGAAGCCAUGGGUAUUGAUCUCAUUGCCGGUGGCAGGAGCAAGAAGACGAAGCGCACCGCGCCAAAGAGCGAUGAUGUUUACCUGAAACUUCUAGUCAAGUUAUAUAGGUUUCUGGUGAGGAGGACUGGGAGCAAGUUUAAUGGUGUGGUUCUGAAGCGGCUUUUUAUGAGCAAGAUUAAUAAGCCCCCCAUCUCUCUCAGGAAGCUUAUCCACUACAUGAAGGGAAAAGAGAAUAAUAUUGCUGUGAUUGUUGGAACUGUGACUGAUGAUAAGAGGGUCCAUGAGAUUCCAGCGAUCAAGGUUACUGCUCUCAGGUUCACGGAGACGGCGAGGGCUAGGAUACUUAAGGCUGGAGGAGAAUGCCUGUCAUUUGAUCAGCUUGCCCUUCGGGCCCCUCUUGGGCAGAACACGAUUCUUCUAAGGGGUCCUAAGAACGCUAGAGAAGCUGUGAAGCACUUCGGACCUGCACCUGGCGUUCCACACAGCCACACAAAGCCCUAUGUUCGUUCUAAAGGAAGAAAGUUUGAGAAGGCUAGAGGUAGGAGAAAUAGCAGGGGUUUUAGGGUUUGAGCCCGUUCAUCUUUCCUUAUUUUUUACUUUUUAUGUGUUGCGAUCAAACACUUGGUGGAAGUUCAAUGUUUCUCUUGAAUUGCUAGUCUUCUGUUUCAAUUUCUGUUCGGCCUAGCCUGGUCUGGCCUGGUAGUAUUCAUAGUCUGAACUAUAUUUGUCAUCAAAUGUGGUACCAUGUUUUAAAGUUCUACCUUCUGUGGUUCCAAGCUUGACUAAACAGUUCACAA
Molecule: messenger RNA, 894 nt
Organism: Dendrobium catenatum
Lineage: Eukaryota; Viridiplantae; Streptophyta; Magnoliopsida; Asparagales; Orchidaceae
Product: 60S ribosomal protein L18-2-like
Exons: 5
Coding region: 104-667 (187 amino acids)
Biological process (GO): translation
Cellular component (GO): cytosolic large ribosomal subunit; ribosome
Molecular function (GO): structural constituent of ribosome; RNA binding
Source: RefSeq, a predicted model, not a curated record